Messenger RNA from Desarmillaria tabescens, 1479 nucleotides. RefSeq lists its product as uncharacterized. Lineage: Eukaryota; Fungi; Basidiomycota; Agaricomycetes; Agaricales; Physalacriaceae. The record is from RefSeq and is a predicted model, not a curated record. Bases 1 to 1479 code for a protein of 492 amino acids. The transcript is spliced from 2 exons.
AUGAACCGAAUCUUUAUAUUCAUUCUUUUUCUCCUCUUCAUCUCUCCUACCUUUGGAGCACCCAUAUCUCCCGGGGAUAACCAAGACCUGCCUGCAUCGUCGGAAUAUCAACGAACAGUUUGGAAUAUUAUAUGGAGCUGUCUCGUAACGAUGUUCGCAUGCACUUGGUUUGCCAUACAUCCCAAUGUCCCAGGUCGUAACGUCACGACCAAGGGAGCAAUUUCCUGUACUAUUCAACGUGCAAGGCUUAUGAUUAUGGCAAUUCUUGCACCAGAGAUCAUUGUUGGAUGGGCCACAACGCAGUUUACGGUUGCUUGGAGGGUACGCCAUGGAGAGAAUAUCUCUAUCGCAUCAGUGAAACGUGCUUGGAGAGAGAAAGCGGAUGAAUCAAAGCCGACACUCGCUCAUGGAUUUUUCCUCAGCAUGGGGGGAUUCUACUACACCCCAAUGCCACCAUCAGUCUAUGAAGACUUGCUGGAUCGUACCAGGAAUCCGGACAUUCUACUCCGAUCCAAGUGUAGUUGGGAUAAUGAGGAUAUCAGAGGAGUACUUGUUGAUGUCGAGACGCUCGAAUCAGAACCAAGGCUAGCCAAGACCCUGGCGGCAAUCAGUGCUGAAACAAUAGAGGACAAAAGCAAAGGCGACCCAUUUUCAAAAACUAUAUCUAUCCUCCAAAUAUCCUGGUUCAUCGUGAAAUGCAUCGCUCGGGCUGUUCAGCAUCUCCCUAUCACGCUCCUUGAAAUGGCCACACUCGCAUUUGCCGGCUUCAGCAUCAUCACAUACUUCUUGUGGUGGCAUAAACCACUCAAUGUUCAGUAUCAUAUAUCGUUGGAUGGAUUGAAUCUAAGCGAAACCAUGCGAACGUUGGCAACCACAAGCUGCAAAGAAUCUACUUCGCCAAAGGCAUCCUCGGGAGACGGGGUAAUAGAUGCGUUGCCAUGGGUUUAUACGGUGGUGGCGAAGUUUUUCCUUCUCGGGCCAGCAGAUGGACAUGACAACAUUGGAGACGGUGCCCUUCCACUUGACGCAGGUAAAUCCAACUCUAUGGCGGUAUAUAUGGCCUGGGCGAUGCCCCUUGUUGUCAUGGGUUUUGUAGGAUCAUUUCUGGGGACUUUCCAUUCCGCCUACAUGGCUUCGUCAUUCUACUUUCCAUCUCACACCGAAAUGGUACUAUGGCGAUUUUCAUCUGCAGCAGCCACGAUUGGAUUCCUUGCAGUAGCCAUUCUUACUUUCAUUGAUGAGGCACCUCGUCCUAAGUGGACGUCGAAGCUACCACGACUACUUCGAUCUUGGUUGACGGACCCCUCUAUCUUUCGGACCAUUUGGAAGUCCUGUUUGUUUUCAUUAGCAGUUGUUGGCAUGCUUAUAUUCAUUGUGGGGCGGAUUAUACUGCUCAUCCUCAUUUUUACACAGCUACGUUCUCCGCCACAGCUAGCUUUUCAUACAAUACAAUUGACAAUUCACAUACCUCACCUAUAG